Molecule: messenger RNA, 3023 nt
Organism: Populus euphratica (Euphrates poplar)
Lineage: Eukaryota; Viridiplantae; Streptophyta; Magnoliopsida; Malpighiales; Salicaceae
Product: mechanosensitive ion channel protein 10-like
Exons: 6
Coding region: 152-2881 (909 amino acids)
Biological process (GO): detection of mechanical stimulus; monoatomic anion transport; transmembrane transport
Cellular component (GO): photosystem II; plasma membrane
Molecular function (GO): mechanosensitive monoatomic ion channel activity
Source: RefSeq, a predicted model, not a curated record
AUUUCUGGUGGGGAUUUGACAGAAAAUCUACAACUUUCCCGGGAGAUUUUUUCUCCAAUUUCCCCGGGGAAGUGGAAAACACAGUCUUUCCACGUGAUCAAAUUCAUGUCAGAAGAAAUCGGGGUUUUAUCAGAGAGAGAGACAGAGUAAAAUGGAAGCUGGCGAAGGAGUGAUAGACAAGAAAGGAACAAAUGACGUGGUGAUUCACAUUUCAACCACGAAUCAAGAUGCUAAUACUAAAGCUUACUCCUUUUCAAAGAAUUCCCAGUUGGGUUCUUCUCCAAGAGACUCAUCAGCAAAUCUUGAGCUAACAGAGUUCGAGAAUCUGUCGGUGAGAGUUCAAACAUCUCCUUCUUCGAAGAUACCAAAGCCAAGCCCAGCUCCGAGUCCAACACCACACAAACCUCCAAAAAUCCCAACAAUAGACUCCAUAACAAGAAGAAAAUCACUUGCAAGGUCUGAAUUUUCGAAGCCAAAAUCAAGACUGGUAGAGCCAUCCUAUCCAUAUGAUGCAAUCUUAAAGGAAGAGAUGAAGACCGGCCAGUCGGGGAAUUCAAGCUCACCGCGUAAUGUUGCUUCACCAAAUCACACACUUGGUGUUACUACACCAAGGGAUAACUUGAGGUCAACUCCAAUCACCCCAAAAACUCCGUUGAUUGGAACGCCAGGACUAGACGAUGAUGAUGAUGAGGUCUAUAGGACGGCAAUUCUUAAUUUGGGCAAAAUUACGGGUAAGAAAUGGAAAGUAUUACCCUUGAUUGAGUUGAUUGCAUUUGUGUGCAUCAUGGGACUGUUAAUUGCCAGCUUGACUGUUGACGGAUUGCUGAAUUCAAAGAUUUGGAGUUUGAAGUUGUGGAAAUGGUGUGUGCUCGUAUUAGUUAUUUUCAGUGGUAGAUUGUUUACCGAGUGGUUUAUGAAUGUUUUGGUUUUCUUGAUUGAAAGGAACUUCUUGCUAAAGAAGAAGGUGCUUUAUUUUGUAUAUGGGUUGAAAAAGAGUGUUCAGGCUUUUAUUUGGUUAGGCUUGGUACUGCUAGCUUGGGGUUUGUUGUUUGAAAGUGGAGUUAAACGAUCCAGGCGAACUACCAAGACUCUGAAUAACAUUACAAGAGCCCUUGCUGGUUGUCUUAUCGGGGCUGCUAUAUGGCUGGCGAAAACCUUUUCACUCAAGUUAUUAGCUUCUUCUUUUCAUGUUACUAGAUUCUUUGAUAGAAUUCAGGAAUCAAUAUUUCAUCAGUAUGUUCUCAUAACUCUUUCUGGGCCUCCCGUGAUGGAGAUGGCUGAAAGCAUUACGAGCACUAAGACGCUGCCGGGCCAGUUGAGUUUUACGAAUACUAACAAACAGAAAGCAGAGAAAAAAGAAGAGGUGAUUGAUGUUGAUAAGCUUAAGAAAAUGAAACAUGGGAAGAUCUCUGCUUGGACCAUGAGAGGAUUGAUUAAUGUGAUUAGUGGUUCUGGCUUAUCCACUCUCUCCAACAACCUUGACCAGAGUGAUGAGGAGGAUGGUGAGAAGAAGGAUGAAGAGAUUACUAGUGAGUGGGAAGCAAGGGCUGCGGCUUAUAAGAUAUUCAGGAAUGUGGCAAAGCCUCAUAGCAAGUACAUUGAAGAAGAUGACCUCUUGCGGUUCAUGAAAAAGGAAGAGGUGGACAACGUAAUUCCACUCUUUGAAGGAGCAACAGAAACUCGAAAGAUCAAGAGAUCAGCUUUAAAAAAUUGGCUGGUGAAUGUUUAUAAUGAGCGCAAAUCAUUGGCACACUCCUUGAAUGACACAAAAACAGCCAUUGAGGAGCUGAACAAAUUGGCUUCUGCUGCUGUGCUUGUUGUGAUCGUUGUUGUGUGGUUGCUUGUGAUGGGAUAUUUAACAACCAAAGUGCUUGUCUUCAUUUCAUCUCAAUUAUUACUCGUGGUUUUCAUUUUUGGUAACAGUGCCAAGACCGUGUUCGAAGCCAUCAUAUUUGUGUUCGUCAUGCACCCAUUUGAUGUUGGUGAUCGUUGUGUCAUUGAUGGAGUGCAGAUGGUUGUUGAAGAGAUGAACAUUUUGACCACUGUCUUUUUAAGAUACGACAAUGAGAAAAUAUUCUAUCCAAACACUGUUCUUGCUACCAAACCUAUCAGCAACUUUUACAGGAGCCCAGAAAUGAGUGAUUCUGUGGAAUUCGCUGUUGAUAUAUCCACUUCAAUUGAGACUAUUGGAGCUCUGAAAGCUAGGAUAAAAGCGUACCUGGAGAGCAAGCCACAGCACUGGCGGCCUGGUCACAGUGUUCAAGUUCAAGAGAUUGAGAAUGUGAAUAAGAUGAGAAUGGCCCUCUAUGUUAAUCACACUAUAAACUUCCAGAACAGUGGAGAUAGGGGAAACAGAAGAUCUGAUCUAGUGUUAGAGUUGAAGAAAUGUUUCGAAGAUCUUGGUAUUAAGUACCAUCUUCUGCCUCAACAAGUUCACCUCAGCUAUGUCGGGACAGCAGCUUCAGUAGCUCCAGCGCUUGCAAGAAGAGGGCAGGAGCGAAGAUCAGAGAAACAGAUGGCUUCAACUUCAGCUGUGUCAAUGGCGUUGCCAUUAACUUAUGCGGGCCAAAAGAGGGUUCCAGCCCCUGAGGCUUUCUUCAAGCCACUCCCAGCGAGGCCAUCUAAGGCUAUGUCAGCGUCAAAAUCCAGUGGUAGGUUUCAAGUCAAGGCUUCGUUGAAGGAGAAGUUGGUCACUGGAUUGACAGCAGGUGCACUUACAGCUUCCAUGGUGAUUCCAGAGGUAGCUGAAGCAGCUGGGCCUGGGGCUUCUCCUUCUCUCAAGAACUUCUUGCUCAGCAUUGUGGCUGGUGGAGUUGUGCUUGGUGCCAUUAUUGGUGCAGUGAUCGGAGUUUCCAAUUUCGACCCUGUCAAGCGGGGUUAAGCAAUGUACAAUUCUGAGAAUGUUUGGAAUUCUUUUACAACUUCAUGUUUUGUAUCUUGUUUGAUGCUUUCAAUGAUCCUCUGUGUGAAAUCUUCAGAUGUAACGUGGCCCAAGACUAGUGAAAUCUAAAAAUUACUUUUCC